GUGAGGGUUGGUAGACAGAAAAAGUAAUAUUUUCCUUUUGGAUAAACCACAAUCAUGUCAUACUGUGAGGAUACGAUUAAGAAAAUGCUCCCUAAGGCUUAUGUACGCAAGCAUGUGGCUCAUGAAAUAUAUGUUGCAAUGACUCACUUCAAAAAUCUCAUACCCAUGAUGGAUAAAUACGUUUACAAUGAUGGAACCACAAAGGACUUGAUGAGUCUAACCGGAACCAUUCCUGUCUUAUUUAAUGACAAAACCUACAACAUACCCAUAUGCCUGUGGAUUGAGGAAAGCUAUCCCCAGACUGCUCCCAUCUGCUACAUCAGACCCACACGUGAGAUGAUGAUCGUUAGAGGAAAGUUCAUCUCCAGCAAUGGUGAAGUGGAGAUGCCUUACCUGGAGGAGUGGAAGAAUGGAGAGUGUGACCUAGUGAGCCUGCUGCAGGUGAUGGCUGUCAUGUUUGGAGACUUUCCUCCUGUGUGUAUUCAGCCUCAUUCAGAGCCCGAACAGGCCUCAUGUUGGCUACAGUUUCAGAGGCAAGCAGAGGUGCUUUCAAAAACAGAUGGGAGUUUUUAUGUGUCUUUACUCAGAGAAGAUGAUGAACCUUUCCAGCAGGAUAAUGAAACCAGCUGUUAGUCUAUUGUGUACAAUAAUUGUGACAAUAAUUUGUGUAAAAAAACGGUUUCGGUGCUGCCUGUGAAGUGUUCCAUCCUGUGUACAGUGUCAGAUGGUAUCCAUUGAUUGUUUUAUGGUUAAUUAAUUCAUAACUUCAGACAAAUAACAACAUGCUAUGUCUAUUUUUCAAAUGAUUAAGACUGUAAAUAAUAUGACACAUGAUGAAAACAUAUCAUCUGUGUUUCGUGGGAAUGUAUUGUACAUUUUAAGAAAAUGUUUCUACUUUUUUUUACAUGAACUAACGGUAUUUGAAUAGAUGUGUCUUUACAAGCAACUCAUGAAGCUGUACUUUAACUGCAUUUGCUGUGGAAAAAUGGUUUGGACUUUUAGACCAGAGAGAAGACUGUAAUUUAGUGAACACAUACACACCCAGGUGCAGGGUCCGUGCAUGAAUUAGAAUUCCUCUGUAGUUGUUCACGUUGUAAAACGAAAAAUACCAGCUUAGGGGGUAUUGCCUAAUUUUAUUGUCCUACUUGUGCUAAGUGCAAAUGUAUGUUGAUGUUGUUAUUGUCCCACAGAAUGAAGACGUGCAAUUCAAUUCAGCACACCAAAGCGUAUGUUUGUUCCAUUAUCCUACUUGUAUAAUGAAAAUUGAACAAGGAAGUCGAGAGCCGGAAACAGAGACGGCUUGUCUUCAAAGUCAAGGUUGUGCGCUUUGAACAAAUGUGCUGGCUGCAGAGGUCGAUUUAAGGAGAGCUAAGCUAAAUAAAUAAAAAAUGUCUAAAUAAUUAACAUAAUUCAUAACUGUUAUAGGUUUUUUUUUGUACUGAUGUACCGAUUUUUGAUUUACAAUUGUUCAUUGUUGUUGUUUAUUUAAGAUAAAAUGAUAGAAUUUGACGUGCAUGUACACUUUCUUUGUAGAAAUAUAACCACUCAGCUGUAACUAUACUCACACCUGACUGACGGCUGGCAAAAGAUUAAAUACUUUG
Messenger RNA from Seriola dumerili (greater amberjack), 1601 nucleotides. Its product is annotated as tumor susceptibility gene 101 protein-like. Gene Ontology annotation, cellular component: ESCRT I complex. The coding region runs from base 55 to 633 and encodes 192 amino acids. Gene Ontology annotation, biological process: endosome to lysosome transport; protein transport; protein modification process. NCBI's taxonomy places the organism in Eukaryota, Metazoa, Chordata, Actinopteri, Carangiformes, Carangidae. The record is from RefSeq and is a predicted model, not a curated record. The transcript is spliced from 6 exons. Gene Ontology annotation, molecular function: ubiquitin binding.